CCCCAAAUGACUGCAGAACAGACAUCGCGUGACACAGGCAACCCCGUGCGCGUCAUCCGGAGCCACAAAGUGCUUUCCGAUUUUGCGCCUGCCAAAGGCUAUCGGUAUGAUGGUUUGUACACUGUUGAAACCGCAUGGAAAGAGAAAAAUUCCAAAGGUCUGGAUAUCUGCCGCUAC
Molecule: messenger RNA, 177 nt
Organism: Suillus subaureus
Lineage: Eukaryota; Fungi; Basidiomycota; Agaricomycetes; Boletales; Suillaceae
Product: PUA-like domain-containing protein
Exons: 2
Biological process (GO): protein ubiquitination; negative regulation of gene expression via chromosomal CpG island methylation
Molecular function (GO): ubiquitin protein ligase activity
Source: RefSeq, a predicted model, not a curated record